GUACUUAGGAGGCGUGGCCCCGUGUGUAAACUUGCAUGGUGGGACUGGUGGAAAGUUUAGUGUGUGAGUGGCAGCUGUGUGCGCUGGCGGGGCUGUAGAGUGCUCCCUUCAUUCGGGCAGAGUCAGCGCAGAGCCGGAUUAGACCCUGUAUCAAGGUUACAUAACUUGAGACAAUGCCUGCUUCUUGUGAAUCACUAGUGGACGACAUUGAAGACAUCAUCUCAGUAUCCGAUCCAAAACCCCAUGAUCGUCAGUCGGCAAGACAAAACAUUGUUCCCAGGGUACGGAAACGAAAUAAGGACCAAGUCCUGGAAGAGCCACCAAGUGACAGCACAAUUCCAGGCACGCAGAAGAUCUGGAUACGUACAUGGGGUUGCUCACAUAACAACUCUGAUGGAGAAUACAUGGCAGGACAAUUGGCAGCAUAUGGCUACAACAUUACAGAGCAUGCCGAACUGGCAGAUUUGUGGCUACUGAAUAGUUGUACUGUGAAGAGUCCAGCUGAGGACCAUUUCAGAAAUUCCAUUAAAAAAGCACAAGAAGAGAAUAAAAAAGUUGUUCUGGCUGGAUGUGUUCCUCAGGCUCAACCAAAGCAAGACUACUUGAAAGGCCUUAGUAUAAUUGGGGUCCAACAGAUCGAUAGAGUAGUGGAAGUUGUAGAAGAAACAAUAAAAGGUCACUCGGUGCGACUGCUGGGUCAGAAAAAGGAUAAUGGAAAACGGUUGGGGGGAGCUCGAUUGGAUUUGCCAAAGAUUAGGAAGAACCCACUGAUAGAAAUCAUUUCCAUCAAUACAGGCUGCUUAAAUGCGUGUACAUACUGCAAGACAAAACAUGCUAGAGGAGAGCUCGCCAGUUACUCGAUAGAAGAGUUGGUCGAUCGAGCAAAGCAAUCCUUCCAAGAGGGUGUCUGUGAAAUCUGGCUGACCAGUGAAGACACCGGGGCGUAUGGCAGAGACAUUGGGACAGAUCUUCCUACUCUUCUUUGGAAGCUGGUUGAAGUUAUCCCUGAAGGUGCAAUGCUGAGACUGGGCAUGACCAACCCCCCUUACAUUUUAGAGCAUCUGGAGGAAAUGGCUAAAAUUUUAAACCAUCCCCGGGUGUAUGCGUUUCUUCACAUCCCAGUGCAGUCUGCUUCAGACAGCGUCCUUAUGGACAUGAAGAGAGAAUACUGCGUAGCAGACUUCAAAAGAGUGGUGGAUUUCUUGAAAGCGAGAGUGCCCGGAAUUACAAUCGCUACGGACAUCAUCUGUGGCUUUCCUGGAGAAACAGAUGAAGAUUUUAAGGAGACGUUAAAACUAGUUGAGGAGUACAGAUUCCCUAGUCUCUUCAUUAAUCAGUUUUACCCACGGCCAGGGACCCCAGCUGCUAAAAUGGUGCAGGUUCCAGCUCAUGUGAAGAAACAACGAACAAAGGAACUGUCCCAACUGUUUCAUUCAUACAACCCUUAUGACCACAAGAUUGGUCAGAGGCAACAAGUUUUAGUAACAGAGGAAUCUUUUGACCUUCAAUACUAUGUAGCCCACAAUCGAUACUAUGAACAGGUCCUUGUCCCGAAGGAACAAACAUUCAUGGGGAAAAUGGUUGAAGUAGAAAUUUUUGAAGCAGGAAAACAUUAUAUGAAAGGACAUCCUUUGUCAGAUUCCAAGGUGUAUACUCCAUCCAUCGCACAACCAUUAGAAAAAGGAAAAGUUUCUGGCCUGUCUGAGGAGUGCAAGUCAUUGCUGAACAAUGGUUCCAGUUCAAGAGGGAAGCCCCCUGAUGAGCGCAGCGAGGCCUUCCUACAAACGUCUUGGAGAAAGAGAGAAGAGCAGAUGAAGAUUGUCUACUUUUUUGUUGCUGUCUUCGCUGUCCUAAUUGCUUUUCUAGCGGCAAAGUUGUAUCAAGUUGAAAUUUUAGGAAAUUAAAAUGUUUUUUUUGAGGAGUUACAGGAGACAUGGAUUCUGACCAGUCAACCAUAGUAUUUAGUAGAGAACGUAUUUUAUUAUUUUGACAUAUUAUACAGUAUGUACAGGUAGCAAAUCUAGCAGACUAUUUUUAAAUCAAGAACUGAAGGCGUGUUUACACAUAAAAGCUUCUAAAGUGUAUAAACUACAAAAAACAAGUUGUGAUUCAUCAUGGUGAACGUUGGACAGCAUUAUAGCUUCCAGUUUGACCUCCUGACCAUAGGGACUGCGUGUGCACUUGUACAGGUUUGCUGAGUGCAUGGACCCUUCUGGCUGUUUGUAAUAUUGCUGAAAGUUAGAGAAGAUUUGGGUCCCACCUCUGUAAUGAUUCACAACUGGUGUACUGGUUAUCGUUAAAUUUGGUCAAAAACAAAAAAAUGUAUAACCUGCCAUCUAACAACAUUCACAGCGGGGCUAUAUAUAUAUUUUGUACUUGGACAUGUAUGAACUGUUCAUAGUUGAGGAGGUGAACAGAGUGUAUGAUCUGAUCCUCAUAUAUAAUAUAUAUGUUUUGGGGAUUUUUUUUGUUCAGGAAACGUCAUACUCUUUUCCUCUGGAGUGCUUUGUAAAAAAACAGUGUUUUAGCCCUUUGCUCCAGUUUAAUACUAACCUGUGCUUUGCCUGCUUUUUUUAUUAGUGACAUUUUAAGUGGUUUGGUUGUGUUAUGAAGGUUGUCCAUGAAGUCAGCAUCACCUUUUUCUGACUGGUUAGCUUAAAUGGACUUUUUUCUUUUGCUUUCCGAAGUGCAGUCCCAUAGGAUGUGAAAUGUAUAGUACAUACAAUUCUUUUUUAAGACUGUACCACUGUCCCUAUUGAGGAAGAACUUUGCCUAUAUUCCAUAAGCCUGAUAACUGGUCAGAAGACCAAAUGUACUACAAGAAUGAGUUUUACCAAGAUAUAUUUCAUACUAAUAUCCCUUUCUACAAAGUCAGCAUAUAGGUGAUAGUUUGUGUUAUAUCUACAGUCUGAUACCAAAGCUUUUAUGGAGUAUUUUGUUUUUCCAUCCUUUAACAUUGCUUUCUACCAGUUGAGUUUAGCUGUCACCAUUUUACAUAAUCUUAGGAAGAAUCCAAGGAUGCGUAAUUUUAGAAUAUUUUAAUUAUUCUAGUAGUUAUUUUACAGUUCUCACAGUCAUGGUGUUACUGUCAGCAUUCAUAUUCUCCUGACUUCAUUUUUAUUUUAUUUCUUCAAAUUGCAUGUUCAGGUGUUUUUUUUUUUUUUAUAAUUGUGUAAAGAGCAGUGGUUUGUGCAGCAAUUGUUUAUAUAAGUGUUUUCUAUUGGUGAUGAAUGCCUUAGACCUUGUAUGCAAAGAUUCUUAGGGGAUUUGUAAUGAAAUUGAAUAGAGUAUUAAGAAGCAGAUAUUAAGUCAUUUUUUCCACUAUAUGGAGGUUAAAGGGGAUCUCCGGGACUUUACCUAAAUUCAGUGUUUCAGCUAACCUGUGGAAGGUAGUUCCAGUAGUACUUACUGUUCCUUUAUACCACUGGUUCAAUGAUCUCAGCUGUGAUCACGUGACCACCCAGGUGGAUGCAGGCUCUUCCGCUGAAGUCCCAACCGGACAUGCUGCGGUUUCUUGCUGUUCAGCUGCAUGUACAUUAUGCAGCUGAAUAGGAAGACCAGGAAUUCAUCUGGUGGAGACCUCAGCGGAAGAGCCUGCACCUAGCUGGGUGGUCCCAUAUUCACAUUGGAGAUCAUGGAAUCUGCGGCACACCAGGAGGUUAAGUACUUCUGAAAUUCUCUUCCUCCUAUAGGUUAGCUAAAUUUACAGUAAGUAAAGGCCCAGAAAACUCCUUUAAGGUAAUCUCAAAACUUUGCUUAUUGGGAUGUAACUGAUUUUGUCACAAGCCUUGGUGUAAACCGAACCAUACAGUUACAGUAGUGUUCUAGCUGUAUUGUUUAAUUUAAUAAAUGCUCUGAAAAAAACUCAUACUAUGUUUUGCCUAGAGCAGGGCCUGAAGGGGUGGGGCACAUUCAUGUGUCAUGUACUGCCCCCUCAGGAACUGCACUAGGCAUAACCCUGUUCGUUUAGCUAUGCCCUUUAUGUCUUAUAGCUGCAUUUGAAUUGUUGAUUUGACUGAAUGGUAAUGACAAUAUCCGGACUGAAACAUGCAAACUGUAGAAUUUUUCUGUGCACAAAUAAAGAUCCAUGGAC
Molecule: messenger RNA, 4093 nt
Organism: Bufo gargarizans (Asiatic toad)
Lineage: Eukaryota; Metazoa; Chordata; Amphibia; Anura; Bufonidae
Gene: CDKAL1
Product: CDK5 regulatory subunit associated protein 1 like 1
Exons: 16
Coding region: 174-1904 (576 amino acids)
Biological process (GO): tRNA methylthiolation
Cellular component (GO): endoplasmic reticulum
Molecular function (GO): 4 iron, 4 sulfur cluster binding; tRNA (N(6)-L-threonylcarbamoyladenosine(37)-C(2))-methylthiotransferase activity
Source: RefSeq, a predicted model, not a curated record